Molecule: messenger RNA, 1434 nt
Organism: Scatophagus argus
Lineage: Eukaryota; Metazoa; Chordata; Actinopteri; Scatophagidae
Product: MRN complex interacting protein
Exons: 7
Coding region: 96-1109 (337 amino acids)
Biological process (GO): mitotic G2 DNA damage checkpoint signaling
Cellular component (GO): nucleus
Molecular function (GO): chromatin binding
Source: RefSeq, a predicted model, not a curated record
GUGACGUGUUACCGCGGUUUAAACAUAUCCCGGGAAAAGCUCAGACGGAGGCUCUAAGAAGAACCAGAAUUGGAGUCGUUUAAUGUCAGUCCGUCAUGGUUCAGGAGUUCCACGUCGUUAGGUGCUUUUCCUGUCAGACCUUCCAGGUUCAACAGGUGAAAAAGGUGAACAAGUGGAGGUGUAAACUGUGUGGAGAGAAACAGUCGCUGCUGAAGGAGUUUGGACGAGGCUCUGGGAUUGACUGCAGACGCCAUGUUCAGAAACUGAACGCCAUGAGAGGCGUCAUGAUGGAGGAGCAGGAGUGCAACGCCUGGUCUCUAUGGGAGCAGGAGGGGGCAGAUGGAGAGGAUGAACCAGAGGAACAGAGAGACGACCUGGUGUCCGCACACACACACACUCAGACUCAGGUGAGCUGCUGGAGCAAAUACCUGGACACAGCCAAUGAGGACGUGGAGAAAGAGGAGGAUGUUUUGAUGGACAGGCAGCAGCCUGUGGUUGACAGGAAAAGGAAGAGAAGGGAGGAAUGGACAAACAGACAAGCAGAGGACAGCUGGACACCUGAACAGUCAAACUGGUCCAGUCUGAUGAAGAGGCCUGUUAAACCCUCAGCUAUAAACACAACCACCAGUCCUCCCAUCCUGAACAGCACCAGUCAUCCCAAUCUGAGAAGCACUAGUCCUCCCAGCCUGAACAACACCAGUCAUCCCAAUCUGAGAAGCACUAGUCCUCCCAGCCUGAACAACACCAGUCAUCCCAAUCUGAGAAGCACUAGUCCUCCCAGCCUGAACAACACCAGUCAUCCCAAUCUGAGAAGCACCAGUAAGAACAGCACCAGUCCUCCCAGUAAGAAAAGUGUUAACACUCCCAGUGUGAGUUCUGGUCCAGUGAGCAGAUGGGCUCGUUUUCUCAGUUCUGACUGUCAGGUGCAUGAAGAGGGGGAGGAGUUGUCUGUCAAUGGGAGGAGUCAGUCCAUGUGUGAGGCUGCCUCUCUGUCCCACAAUGACACCAUCCAACAGACUCCACCACUGGCCAGGCCCCACCCCAUGCUUACUGUUUCCUCCAUGUUUCAGAGUGGAGAUGACUUUGACGAUGAGUUUUUUACAUGCUGACGUUUUAGACAACUGACUAAUCAAUUAAUCAGCCAAUCGUUUCAGCUCUGAAUUAUCCAUUCACUAAAUCUGUGAAGUGUUGGAGGAUAACUGUCACUGUUAACAUGAACAUAUUCUCUUUGUAUUUAGACUAUAGACUGCAUGAAUGAGAAAGUGCUCAUAUGCGAACGCCUGCUUCUGAACAUGUGAGCAGAUUUAUUGAUCAGAAGGCAGUGAACUUCACUUUAAAUUUAAAAACUCCAGCAAGUUCAGUUCUUCAUGUUUUUAUUGUUCAGAUUAAACCAAAACAGCAAUAUGAAACGAAAAUAAAGAUGAGAAACCAUAA